CUUCCUCUCCUCUCUCCCCCUCGUCGGCGCCAUGGCGGCCAUAUCUCCCCACCUCGCCUCGACCCUUCCGCCUCUCCGAACCCCUCCUCGCCGGCUCCUGCCUGCUGUCUCCGUCGUCCCACCCCGAGCCGCCCGCGUCGUCCUCCGUGGCUUCAGGCUUCCUGAUCCUGCCGCAAGAAGUUUCCUUGGUUUCCAGAAAUCAGUAAGCUUGCAGAAGGAACACCAGAAGCAGGUUCUAUUUGCUUCGGAUAGAGAUUCUACUAGCACUGGUGCAACUGAUGAUAACUUAAGCUCACCGGAUGGCCCACCCGUCCUAACUAUUUUGGCUGGUGUCAUUGUGUUCCUUCUAGUCUUAUGGGUUAUCGGAUCAGUCAUCACCUGGAUUACUGGUUUGGUUUUUGCUGCUGCAAAAUCUUAGAAGUUCUAAUUUUAGGAUAGUUGUGCACCUUUCCAGUUGUACAUACUUGUUUCCAAUUGUAUUGUAUGACAAUCUUGAUUAAAUUGCAUUUGAUGCUAUUAUUGUUAA
This is a messenger RNA of Oryza brachyantha (malo sina), 526 nucleotides long. RefSeq lists its product as uncharacterized. The record is from RefSeq and is a predicted model, not a curated record. The transcript is spliced from 2 exons. Bases 32 to 418 code for a protein of 128 amino acids. NCBI's taxonomy places the organism in Eukaryota, Viridiplantae, Streptophyta, Magnoliopsida, Poales, Poaceae.